Messenger RNA from Stylophora pistillata, 957 nucleotides. RefSeq names its product neuromedin-U receptor 2-like. The record is from RefSeq and is a predicted model, not a curated record. Gene Ontology annotation, cellular component: membrane. Gene Ontology annotation, biological process: G protein-coupled receptor signaling pathway. Gene Ontology annotation, molecular function: G protein-coupled receptor activity. Lineage: Eukaryota; Metazoa; Cnidaria; Anthozoa; Scleractinia; Pocilloporidae.
AUGGCUGAAGACAGCUUCUUAAAUGAUGGUUUCAACAUCGCUUUCACGUUGUCAAUGCUCAUCAAUCUAUUCGGCAACAAUCUCGUCUGCUUUGUGGUGCUCAAAUUUCGAGACAUGCGCAUUCCAAUGAAUUACCUCUUGGUAAAUCUGGCAAUCAGUGAUAUAAUGGUUGGUUUGUUCAUGUCCCCGAGGUUCAUCUUCGGCCAGACGCUGAAUCAUCCCAGAGGAACUCUUGGUGACUACUUUUGCAAAAUUAUUACUGGGGAUUCCUUUACUUGGACCGGAGCCCUAGCUUCAGAUGUUACUCUGGUUUGUAUUGCGGUUGAGCGAUAUCUCUCAAUCCGCUUCCCUUAUAGCGACAAAAAGAGGCUGACGACUAAGAAGCUGAAAUACGUCAUACCACUUUGCUGGGUCUUUGCUCUUGGAGUUAACCUACCGGCUUUUAUUUACCUCAAAUAUGACGAGAACUCCGGAAGCUGCGUUCCAUUUUGGCCAACACCAAACUUCAUAAGAUACCAUAGCGUCAUUAACGCCCAAAUAUUCUUUGUCUUCCCUGCACUGAUCAUGGGGGUGCUCUACGCUCUUCUCAUUUAUCAACUUUGGCUUAAAAACAAAACUUCGACCACGUCUGUGUCUCAACAAGCAGUACUCAAACACCGACGUCACUCCACCAAGAUGGUGGUCACAGUGAGUUUAAUCUAUUGUAUCUGCUGGUUUCCAAACUGCUUUGCUUACAUUUAUGUGGCCUACUCAGCCAAGCAGUUGUUCGGUGCGAUUCACACGACAUCGGUCUUAAUGGUUUCUCUAAACUCCGCCGUCAAUCCGGUGGUUUACAGCUUGCAAAGCCAUCGAUUCCGUCGCCACAUGGCAGCGCUGUUUAAAAGAUACCGUUGCAACAAAGUUAAUGUUCGUGACAAUGGAGAAGAAUCAAACGGUGUGAAAACCUCCGUCAUGUAA